Porites evermanni is the source of this 1425-nucleotide messenger RNA. NCBI's taxonomy places the organism in Eukaryota, Metazoa, Cnidaria, Anthozoa, Scleractinia, Poritidae. The record is from the annotation of a GenBank genome assembly.
AUGGCAUCGUUGAGCAACACGACUACAUUUACAAAUGAAACUUCUAGAGAGUCAGACUGGGGGAUUUUGCAGUAUAAAGAAGCAACACCAUUGCGUGUAUUUCGUCUUUCUUGUUUGACGGUGAUCAUCAUAGCGGGUUCGAUCGGUAAUUCCGUAGUUUGUAAAGCAACAUGGAAGACGCCUCUUCGUCAUCCAUUUUUAUUUCAUCUCGUUGCCCACAUAGCGUUUGCUGAAAUCCUCAAUUGUCUUUGUUUACUGAUCGUGUUGAUUUGGCAAUAUGAAGGCGGAUACAGAGAUAGUAUCGUGCACGAUAUCUGGUGCGUUGCGAAUCCCAUCCAAGUUAUUUCAUUGAUGGUAGUAACUUUUUCGCUGGCAGCGCUCGCAUUCUACCGCUACCGAGUACAUAUCAACCCCAUCCAAAGCCAUGUAUCUGGGAAAUUGAAGACUGUGAUCUUUUCCUGUUUGUGGCUUGUCCCUACUGCUGUCUGCGUGCCCAUAUUCAUUCGAAACAGGUUCGUAGGUGGCCAUUGUAAAUUGCAUCCUGUUGGGAAUGUCUCUGCCUAUUCGCUCGUGUUAUUCACCCUGAGUUAUGUCCUACCCUACUUGGUCAUGCUAGCAUCUUACGGAGCUGUAGCAUGGAAGCUACGACAGCCAAAAGACCGAAAGCCGGCAGCUCAGACAUCGAUCAUCCCUUCUUCAGCUGUUGCAAUUGAACUUGUUACUCUUACAAACAACAGGGAAGAAGAGAAAACACUGCAGGAAGGAAAGCAAAGACGACAAGCGUUGGUUGAUGUAAAAAACCGUAGAGGUAUCAAACCAGAUGACGCAGAUGCUGAACAAGAUUUACUUAAGAUAAUUUACGCGAUUAUUCUUAUAUUUGUAGUUUGUUAUUUUCCUUAUCAAGCCGUGUUUUUGUGGGAAAGAUUAGCUGAUGUAAAUGAAUGGAAAUUUCGGUAUCACAGCCUCAUGAGGAGAUAUAGUUUUCUUUUAAUGUGUCUGCCAAGCGCUUUGCAUCCUUGGUGUUAUGGAGCAAUGAACAGCUUUUAUGCUAAAGCUUUCACAAAGGUUUUUUUUUGCUCCUAAGAUUUAGUUCUAAAAUCUUUGCUUAUAAUAUAGCAUUGAAUAGAUUGCGUUUAGAUUUUCUGAGGUUAGACAAGUCGAAGAGAAUUAAUACGGUUACGUCUUAGACAAAGAUGCAGAAAAAGAAGUCCCAUGUACAUGGCUGUAUAAACCCGCAUUUGUUUGUCGCAAUAUUGGUUUGAGUUAGUAUAAUAUCCAUGAACAAUUUACAUUUAAUGUCAAAUAUGUUUGAAGUCAAGCAGUCCAAGAUAUCAGUAUGAAAUAAAAGGCAGUCUAUGAUUGUAUGUGGCUACUGCUUCACUUUUGAAGGAUUUUGUAGUAAAAAUAUGCAAUUUUGCACAAUAA